This is a messenger RNA of Aspergillus alliaceus, 789 nucleotides long. RefSeq names its product proteasome core particle subunit beta 3 (gene pup3). NCBI's taxonomy places the organism in Eukaryota, Fungi, Ascomycota, Eurotiomycetes, Eurotiales, Aspergillaceae. The transcript is spliced from 4 exons. Bases 130 to 750 code for a protein of 206 amino acids. Gene Ontology annotation, biological process: proteasome-mediated ubiquitin-dependent protein catabolic process. The record is from RefSeq and is a predicted model, not a curated record. Gene Ontology annotation, cellular component: proteasome core complex; proteasome core complex, beta-subunit complex.
GCCCUCUCCUCCACCUCACUCUUUUCUCCCCAACCCUCAGUCCUCUACACAUCCUCCUGCUUCUCACCUCUUCAACUCUUCUGUGCCUUUACUUUCGAUUCAGUUUCUUUUUGCUUCGUUGUAUUAAUCAUGAGUUCACCCUUCGAUAUCAAUGGCGGUGCCUGCGUCGCCAUGGUAGGCAAGGACUGUGUCGCAAUUGCCUGCGAUCUCCGACUCGGCAUGCAGGCCCUGACCGUCUCCAAUAACUUCCCCAAGAUAUUUAACUACGGCCCAUCGACCUUCCUUGGCCUGACUGGCCUGGCAACAGAUGUCGCGACCGUCUCAGAUCUCUUCCGCUACAAGGUUAACAUGUACCGCCUGCGUGAGGAACGGAACAUUGCGCCUCAGACCUUGGCCAACCUGGUCAGUUCGUCGCUUUACGAGAGACGGUUCGGACCUUUCUUCGUCAGCCCUGUCAUUGGAGGCAUCAAUAGUACAACUGGCAAGCCGUUUAUCUGCGGCUUCGACAGUAUUGGAUGUAUCGACUUCGCAAAGGAUUUCAUCGUCAGUGGGACAGCUAGCGAUCAGCUUUUUGGUACCUGUGAAAGUUUAUGGGAGCCGGGCCUGGCUCCCGAGGAUCUGUUCGAAACCAUCUCCCAGGCACUUCUCAGUGCUGUUGACAGAGACGCACUCUCCGGUUGGGGUGCUCAGGUGUACAUCAUAGAAAAAGACAAGGUGACUAAGCGGCUACUGAAGGGAAGACAAGAUUAGAACAGUUUAUGUUGGCUCUUUGUUUUUUUUUUUUUUUUU